AUGGACAGAACCGUUUUCUUUAGGAAAUGUGUGGCUAUUUAUGAAGAUUCACUUGACCAUACACAAACAGAAGUGACCAAAAAAAGAAAUGUCGAAUCAUGCCACCUAAAGAACAGUGAGUUCUAUAUCAACACAUCCUCAAUUCACCAAACAAUUGCAUCAUUAACAGAAAUCUUGAACACAGCACGACCUCAAUAUCUACUAUCAAACUCAAGGGUAAUGUCAGAAGAACAAAAAGCUUUGAUAGAUACUGAAUACAAAGUGAAGAUUCAGAGACUCACGCAGAGAAUCAAGAAUUUGCAAGAUGUAUCUACAAAAUUAAAGAUUAUGGAGGCAAGUUCGGAUGAACUGACAUACGCACUAAAAAAAGUAGGGUUCCCAAUAUCGAAAGCUAAGUACUCUAGUUUACAAUCGUUAACGAGAAAUCUUAUUUCUAUGGGUGACUACUCUGAUUAUGCAGCAAUACGGAAUGAUACAUUGCGUACGAUAUUCAGUAAUGUCGUCAACAUUCUUGGUUUGGAAUUGCAAAAAAUAAUGCUGCUUUGGAAUGAGAUGCAUAAUAAAAGAAUGGAAAGACUAAACGAAUUAAAAAAAUCGUCAUUAAGUACUUCAGCGAGUUCAAAAUCAAACAAUCCAGGUAUACAUCCUUCUAAUAAACAGAUGGAUCAUCCGAGCGUGGCGGCUACAAAUAUAAAAGUAGUUUCAGAAGAGUAUGAAGAAAUCAAGUCAGAAUUACCUCAAAAGCAACUGUUGCAGUUACAAGAAGAGCAACAUUCUCUAAUAGAGCAGUUGAAAAGAGAAACUAUUGAUCAAGUUUCGCAAAUAGAAGAAUCUAUGAUGGAUGUUGCAAGUAUGGUUCGUGAAAUUGGUGUCCAACUUUCCAUGCAGAAUGAUAACAUUUCUCUGUUAGAUGUACAAAAGGACACAAUUAUGUCGAAUGUGAAGAGUGGGAAUACAGUCCUUAUAAAGGCCAAUGAGAGUAACUCAAAAAGAAACAAGACCUUUGCGUGGCUCAUCUUUUUAGCUGCAUUGAUCCUAUUGGCAAUUGAUUAUAUUUUAUAA
Molecule: messenger RNA, 1062 nt
Organism: Pichia kudriavzevii
Lineage: Eukaryota; Fungi; Ascomycota; Pichiomycetes; Pichiales; Pichiaceae
Exons: 1
Coding region: 1-1062 (353 amino acids)
Biological process (GO): retrograde vesicle-mediated transport, Golgi to endoplasmic reticulum
Cellular component (GO): SNARE complex; endoplasmic reticulum
Source: RefSeq, a predicted model, not a curated record